GCAGCCCAAGCCACCACGAGAGGCCGGUCUUUGGGGAUGGUCUUUCAGGACGAUAUUUGUGGGUGGCCCAAGGAGCCCCAGGCAGCUCCAGAGGGAGGAAGUGGGAGGUCCUGUUUCCAGAAUCUGUCCACCCACGAGAAAGCAGCAGGGGUGGCUGGGUUCUACCUUAGCCACAAUGAGAGGAGAGGUGUGAGCAGGACUGGGCCUUGGGCGUCUCCCAUAGGAGACUAGGAGCUGCCGGGAGAUGUGGAGGGGAUGAUGCAGGUGUCACUGGGCCUUGAUGUUCCCCAGGGCCUUUUGGCGGUGAGAAGAGGGAACUGGAGCCCCAAGGCUGCCGCUGAUGCUGCUCGCUGACAUUUCCGUUCAUUCAGUCACUCAGGAUUUAUUGAGCGCCCACCCCGUGCCACCCGCUGUGAACAGAACACCCAGAGAUCCCUGCCCAGACAGACAAGUUCUUCCUGUCACAUGCUGGGGUGAUAACUGUGAUAGAGAAAGAGAGGAAGAGCCAGCAGUGCCUCCGGCUGGGGAGACGGGGCAGACCUCACCGAGGUGGUGACAUUUGAGCCCCAGCUGAAGGGGUGCCAGGGCAAGAGUGCCCAGGAAGAGGGAAGAGCCUGGAGGCAGAAGGCUGACUGAAGAAGAAUCUGGAGGCUCGGGUGGCUGCAGCAGAGAAAGCAAGGGGGUGGGUGGCAGGACGUGAGGUCAGAGGAGAAUGGGCGGCACCCUGUGGCUCACAGAUCCUUGAAAGGGUUUUGGUUUUGACUGAGCAGAACGGGGCCAUUGCAGAUCAACAUGCACUUUAAAUGAUCAAAACCCCCAUCUUUCCCCUGGGAAGGAGGAGGCCAAGGAAGGCUGUGUUUCUGACUCACACGGGGGAGUCGGGGGAGUCGUAAACAACCCUGGAGAGAACAGCCAGGCCUGUUUCUGCAAGCCCAGACAAUGCCGGUGGAGGAGUUUGUGGCUGGCUGGAUCUCUGGAGCUCUGGGCUUGGUCCUGGGACACCCCUUUGACACUGUAAAGGUGCGACUGCAGACCCAGACCACCUACCGGGGCAUCACUGAUUGCAUGGUCAAGAUUUACCGCCAUGAGUCCCUCCUGGGCUUCUUCAAGGGAAUGAGCUUCCCCAUUGCCAGCAUAGCUGUGGUCAACUCUGUCCUGUUUGGGGUCUAUAGCAACACCCUGCUGCUGCUCACGGCCACCUCCCACCAGGAGCGGCGGGCCCAGCCACCCAGCUACACGCACAUCUUCCUAGCGGGCUGCACCGGGGGGUUCCUGCAGGCCUACUGUCUGGCUCCUUUUGACCUCAUCAAAGUCCGGCUACAAAACCAGACAGAGCCAGUGGCCCAGCCGGGUAGCCCCCCACCCCAGUACCAGGGGCCCGUGCACUGUGCAGCCUCCAUCUUCCGGGAGGAGGGGUACCGGGGGCUGUUCCGAGGAGCCUGGGCCCUGAUGCUGAGGGACACCCCCACGGUGGGGAUCUACUUCAUCACCUAUGAAGGGCUCUGUCGCCAGUACACACCAGAAGGCCAGAAUCCCAGUUCAGCCACAGUGCUGGUGGCAGGGGGCUUUGCAGGCAUUGCUUCCUGGGUGGCAGCCACGCCCUUAGACGUGAUCAAGUCCCGGAUGCAGAUGGACGGGCUGAGACGAAGAGUAUACCAGGGGGUGCUGGACUGCAUGAUGAGCAGCGUCCGGCAGGAAGGACUGGGGGUCUUCUUCCGGGGGGUCACCAUCAACAGUGCCCGCGCCUUUCCCGUCAAUGCUGUCACCUUCCUCAGCUACGAAUAUCUCCUCCGCUGGUGGGGAUGAGCCCUGCGGCAAUGCCAAUGGCUCCCCAUCAGGCCCAUGGCCCGGAAGCCAGUUUGAGAUUGGAGGCCAGGUUGAAAAUCUGCAGCUUGCAAAUCAGUGCAAGAGGCUCAGCCCUUCCUAACCAAGGCACCUCCCACCCGAGCAGAUCUGGGCUGGGCAGAUGCCUGCAGGAGCCAGAAGCCAGGGGGCCUGGGCAGCCUCCCUGUGUAGCUGGCCUUGACUCCUUUGCCUCCCACGUCUGUGAAACAGGGAGCAUGAGGCACAAGUGAGCUGGCAACAUCCCAGCCCCUGUCCUGUACCGUCACCUCUUUUUUUUUUUUUUUAUUUUGAGAUGGAGUCUUGCUCUGUUGCCCAGGCUAGAGUGUGGUGGAGCGAUCUCGGCUCACUGCAACCUCCGCCUUUCCACCUUCCAGGUUCAAGCGAUUCUCCUGCCUCAGCCGCCCGAGUAGCUGGGACUACAGGUGGGCACCACCACGCCCAGCUAAUUUUUUGUAUUUUUAGUAGAGACAGAGUUUCACCAUGUUAGCCAGGAUGGUCUCAAUCUCCUGACCUUGUAAUCCACCCACCUCGGCCUCCCAAAGUGCUGGGAUUACAGGUGUGAGCCACCGUGUCCGGCCGCCAUCACCUCUUAAGGAGAUCUGAGACUCCGCUUCUGAGAGUCCCCGCUGCCUCCCACCUCCCUGCCUUUCAAAGCUCUCUCCCCCAUGACACAGGAUAACCCCAUGUCUCCUCCGGCCAGAAUCCUUCAGUGGCUCUCAUCACCUUCAGGAAAAGCCCAGACUCCUCCCACCCUCCAGGUUCCUCCCUCCCCACGAGGCUUCGUUCUCCUGGGGUUGCUCCCUGGACCCUGAACAAGCUGUGCUCUCAUUGCCUGGGCCUGGCCAGCAGUGCCCGGCAGGGUGGCUCCACCAUUCCCGGGCUGGCCCCACUCUCCUCUGAGACCCAGGCUGAACCUGGUCUCCCGGUCCUUCCUCGACUCGCCUCCCCACCUGAGGCUGACUUUGGGGUUCCCAGACACCCCACCCGCACACCUGCCUUGAUCAUAGCACUUGCCUGCGCUUCUUCAGAGUCGUUAAUUUGCUUCUCGGCUUCCCCACUGGACUGUGAGCUCCCUGAGGUCAGGGAUUGCGCUUUGGAUGGUUUCCAGCCUGAGCUUGGUGCUUGAACAGACAUGUGCAAUAAAUGCUCAUUAAAUGAUA
This is a messenger RNA of Cercocebus atys (sooty mangabey), 3005 nucleotides long. RefSeq names its product solute carrier family 25, member 45 (gene SLC25A45). The coding region runs from base 940 to 1806 and encodes 288 amino acids. Gene Ontology annotation, biological process: transmembrane transport. The record is from RefSeq and is a predicted model, not a curated record. NCBI's taxonomy places the organism in Eukaryota, Metazoa, Chordata, Mammalia, Primates, Cercopithecidae. The transcript has 7 exons. Gene Ontology annotation, cellular component: mitochondrion. Gene Ontology annotation, molecular function: transmembrane transporter activity.